AUGGUCUGGCCAGCGGGGCGACGCGGGAGGAGCUGGUCAAGCGACUCAUCGUGGCACUGUCGGGCAACACGCACAAGCGCCCCGCGGCCAGCCUGUCUGGCGCGACGGACGCCGCCAACGGCACGGGGACGGCUGUGGCGGGGGGUGCCGGCGGGGCAGGCACGAAGUCAGGGGCCUUGCUGGUUUACCGCGAGCUGGCCAGCAUGGCGGCCGCCCUGUCCGAGCCGGAGCUUCUGUAUCACUUCAUGGAGCUGGCCCUGCAGACCAGUGCCACGACGAGCGGCCCCGGCAGGCCCACGCCGACGGUGA
Auxenochlorella protothecoides is the source of this 309-nucleotide messenger RNA. RefSeq lists its product as hypothetical. The record is from RefSeq and is a predicted model, not a curated record. Bases 1 to 309 code for a protein of 102 amino acids. NCBI's taxonomy places the organism in Eukaryota, Viridiplantae, Chlorophyta, Trebouxiophyceae, Chlorellales, Chlorellaceae. The transcript has 4 exons.